AUGUCAGCCUCGAUCAUCGCACCGGGCGAGAUCCCGAACGCAACACCAGAGCAGCUUUCGCCCAUCCUACUACGCCUCCUCGAGUGCCCUCAAGAGCUGUUGCCAGAUCUUGCGUCGCAAUCCGCCGCGGCCAUCGCUGACUUACCGGAAGACUCACGGCCGGAGUCGUACGAAGGAUUGAUCGACGUGGCACGCUUCUGCGUAGAGGACGAGCCAGGAUGGGAGGUAGAACGACGCGCCAAAUUCAUUGGCGGACAUCCCAGGAUCGGUGCUCCUCUCAAUGCGCCAACCUCAGAGCUCAGCGAGGAGAGCCGCAAAGAACAAAUGAAGGGUGGUCAGGUCGAUCCUGCCACGCUUGAAAGACUGGCAAGACUCAAUGCGAUCUACGAAGCAAAAUACCCAGGCCUGCGCUUCGUGACCUAUGUCGCUGGCCGAUCGAGAGCUGCAGUGGCCGAUGAGAUCGAAUCACUGCUUGGUGAUAAGGUGGCUGCACUCAAGGACGCCAAAGAUCUUGCCAAGAGCGAGGUUCGAGCACACGACACUGACGAAUGGCAAUCGGAGCUGGACCGAGCCUCCGAUGCGCUGUGGGAGAUCGCAGUCGACCGUGCCGGCAAGCUUACAGCUGAAGCUGCAAGCAAGAGCGACGAUGGUAAUACCAAGGCAUUAGCACAGGCUGCGGCUACUCAAGACGCAGACAAGACCAUCGGGCAAGAUGUUCCGUUCUUAUCGCUCGCCUCUUUCCGCAUGCUGGUCCUCUCGUCUCCUGUCCUCGAAUCCUUCUUCAAGUCUGACCUCACCGAAUCAUUCUAUCUCGAGCCUGUGGAACGGUCGCAGAGCGGAGGCGCAUACGCAUGGCACACGGCGCCCAGCUUACCCGGAGCACCCAGGGCGCUCCCAGGAGCCAGCAAGGAAAGCGGUUCGGCCACCAGCGAAGCCACCUACAGUCGCGACGUCACCACUGGAGCACGAGGCAAAGUCGUCGGCUUUCUCGGCAACUUGCUCGGAGAAGAAGGCAAGGCGAAGAUGAACCAGCUCGCGGACCAAGUGGGGCAAAGGCUACAGACACAUACAGUCACCGGGCCGAAGCCUUCGUUUGGUCGCAACUCUACACUUGACGGUGGCAGAAUGGACACACAAGAGCUGAGAGAGAAGGAAGCAGAGUCGAGGAGGAAAGCCGCAGAGGAGAGGAAAACGUCGCUCGGAAACCGUCUGUUCGGCGCGUUGCGGGCACCUGCAAAGACGCCGUCGUCACAGGAUCUCAAAGCUGACGCCUCGGCAUCACCGGCGACUGGGUCAGCGUCAGACCGAGGACGAACAAUGGAGAAGCAGUCUUCGGCGGCAUCGGCGAAAGCGGACAAGAGGAUCAGCCUACGUGGCAGUGACUUGUCGACAGCAGGGCCCGCCGCAGCAGCUGAAGCUUUGCGUGCGGCUCAGCAAGCACUCCUGCAAGAGCGACCGGCAUUUGUGAUUGACGAGGUGGGCGACGACGAGGCAGAGGGCGAGGAUGGCAUUGAAGGCGCCGCUGACGUCGAGGAGCUGGGCGACGUCGUAGAGGAGGCUCAGGGUGGUAAUGAGGCUGAAGGGUUGUUGAGCGGACGAGAAGCUCAACGGGCGAAGGAGCUUCGGUCGGCGCCUGCUCAAUAA
Kalmanozyma brasiliensis GHG001 is the source of this 1644-nucleotide messenger RNA. RefSeq names its product Oxo-4-hydroxy-4-carboxy-5-ureidoimidazoline decarboxylase. The record is from RefSeq and is a predicted model, not a curated record. Lineage: Eukaryota; Fungi; Basidiomycota; Ustilaginomycetes; Ustilaginales. The transcript has a single exon. Bases 1 to 1644 code for a protein of 547 amino acids.